Physella acuta is the source of this 2861-nucleotide messenger RNA. Its product is annotated as angiogenic factor with G patch and FHA domains 1. Lineage: Eukaryota; Metazoa; Mollusca; Gastropoda; Physidae. The record is from RefSeq and is a predicted model, not a curated record. Gene Ontology annotation, molecular function: protein binding; nucleic acid binding.
GACAAGUAGAAAAUCUGAAACUAAAACUAGAAAUAUUUAAAUAUUAAAUAUGAAAAUAAGUUACUGUAUUGUAUAGAUCUAGAUCUAAGUAUUAACUGUAUAGUUAUUAACCUAAGGAUAGAUCUUAAUAAAACCGUGAGCUACUUUCAUCUGGAAUAACCAUGGUGGAACCGCCAAAUAAUACGAAAUUAUUGUUGGUCGAAAAUGAAAAAAAUAAAAAUGAUGCUGAAGCAAAUGAUGAUGAUGAUUGUGAUAGACUUAGUAGAGAAACCAUGCCUAACAAAAAUAUUAAUAAAGAAACUGAAGUCAGUUGUGAACUGGAUGGAGAUGACUUUUCUGUUAUCAGUCAAGCAGUACAAACAAAUUCGUCCACAGAGAAUAGUUUCAAUUGCAAUUCAAUAAUUGAACUAAAUAAAAUUAUAAGUGAUAAAAACAAAGAAAUCGAUAGAUUAAACAAAUGUUUGGCGAAGGCAGAAAGGCUUCUAGAAAGAUCAAACAGUUAUAAUGAAGAUUUACGUAAAGAACUUUCAGCCAUAAGUUCACAAUUGCAUUGUUUUAAAAAUAAAAUUGAACAUUUGUGUAACUCAUCUACUCAAGUUUGUGCUGCUGAUAUUGAUGAAGCAUAUGGUUUGAAACCAAUGCCACAGUGGGAGCCAGUCAGUGAUAAUACUGGUGCACUGUCAAUAGCAGAAAGUUUGAAAGCUGCAGCAGAGGAAGAAUUAAAAAAGAUUACAUCAGAAAUCCCACCCAGCAAUACAAAUAGAACACAUACUGAUAUGAAAGAUGCAAGUGGGGAGUACGUGUAUGAUGCAACAUCUGGGUUCUAUUACCACCCUGCCACAGGCUACUACUGGGACCCGAAUUCUGGGCUGUUUUAUGAUUAUACAACCGGGACAUAUUAUCAGUUUGAUUCAGAAACUGGUGAAUACAAACUAUAUUCUGUUGUAAAUGAGCCAUCAGCACACAUAAAGACCGGAUCAAGUAACUCGGAGAUCAAGGGAAGCGAGUUUGGGGCCAGUUCUGGCUUAAAGCUAUCUAAAAGAAGAAGGGUAAAACAAAAGAGACAUAAAAGAAGACUGAAGUCUACAGUAUCAAAAGUAGUUAGCUCAGUUGUGAUCACUGUGUCCAGUGGAGAAGAGGAUGAGAAACAAGACAGAGUUGAAAGAAGGAAUAAAAGGGAAAAAACAAAAGCCAAAACAGACACUACAGCAGAUGUAGAGCAAAGAGAAGAACUGACAGAGGAGAUAACUGUUGAUGAUGAAAAUAAAGAUAACUCUAGUGAAUCAUCAGGAAGUCUGGCUACAGGAGAAUCAGAGCUAGAGUCUGGAGAAUUAUCUAGUGAUAGUUCUGAUAUUGAGAUGUUAGACGUCAAAGCAGAAGUUUCAGCAUCUGAAGCUGGCUUGGAGUUGUCUGAUUAUCAGCCUUUAGAAAUAGCGGACAACCACCCGCCAUGUAUUAGAGUUAUUGUUCUUGAGUCUGAGAGCCUUCAGAUGGGUGCCCUACACAUUAUCACCUGCGCUGGUGGGAUGAUUGGACGAGAAGAAAACAAAGGAAAUGUUUUAGAAAUACCUGACAAAAGUGUCAGCAAGGUACAUGCGCAGGUGCAAUAUGACACAGACAAUAACUGUUAUCUUCUUUCUGACCUGGGUAGCCAGAAUGGAACAAUUUUAAAUGGAAACAGAAUUUCAAAGAGCCGAGACAAAAGUUGCGAGAACCAGCUGUCACAUGGUGAUGUCCUUCAGCUGGGCAGCACCAAACUUCUCCUCCACAUCCACAAGGGUUAUGAAACUUGUGAAGAUUGCGAACCUGGGCUAGUCCAGGCCAAAUUAAAAGCACUUAAUCCAAUUAAAAAUGACUACAAAGUAUUAUCAAAGGAAGAAAAGUUGCUCCUGAAAAAGAAAGAGUUAAAAAAUAUCAAGAAAAAGUAUGGACUGCAGAAUUCCAACUUUGAAAACCCUGGUACCAAGUUGAAUGAUGACUAUUGUGACAAGGCAUAUUUGAGAAGGAAGUUCAUUGGUAGUGAAGCUGAGCAUACAAGGCGGGAUGAACUGCCAGCCUCUGUACACAGCCCAAUUUCUGCUGAAAACAAAGGUCACAAGCUGUUGGCCAAAAUGGGUUGGAAAGAUGGACAAGGCCUUGGUAAAACAAACACAGGGAUAUCUGAGCCGGUUACCGUGGAAAUGAGGUUAAACCAGAGUGCAGGUCUGGGCUCUGCCUCUGGUCACACCGCCUCACUUGACCAGCUCCACAGUGCCAGUAAGACCAAGAGGUGGAUACACACACAACAGCGCUUCCAGAAUCUGGAGAAAUCUGGCACCCAACUGAGGGAGACAACUCCUGAUGCAGCUGUUGGUGACCAGGGUAGCGGGGACUUGGACAGUGCUGGAUCCGCUGGGGACACUAGUGGCACUAAAAUGGAAACAAAUAGCAGGACAGUAUGGGUCAGUGGCGGCAAGGAGCAGCUUGGUUACCCUUGACCACUGGUCUCCUUUGGCCACUGGUCACCCCUGGCCAUGGUCAUCCUUGGCCACUGGUCCCAACAAACAAAUGGUACAAAUAUAGUCAGUCUAUUGUGUAGAUGCAUACAGGAGCUUGAUGAAUAUGGCAGGGAAUGUGAGGACUUUGAGUCUAACCUGAAGGAACAACUGUGCUGACUCGCUAGUUUAUGGCUUGACUAACAUUCUUGUGUCAUUGACCACUGGUCAGAACAUCCUUUUUAAGCUCUAUGUAAACAAGUACUAAUGCUACCUGAGUGAUUAACUACUGUAACUGACCUUUAGUCAAAAGAGCCAGUAGCUAAGUCCAGUAUGAGGUUCAGUACCAUCCAGACUAAAGCCACUGUACCAGUCCUGACCACAACA